This is a messenger RNA of Rhinolophus ferrumequinum (greater horseshoe bat), 5261 nucleotides long. RefSeq names its product sorting nexin 27 (gene SNX27). Gene Ontology annotation, molecular function: protein binding; phosphatidylinositol-3-phosphate binding. Gene Ontology annotation, cellular component: early endosome. Lineage: Eukaryota; Metazoa; Chordata; Mammalia; Chiroptera; Rhinolophidae. The transcript has 12 exons. The record is from RefSeq and is a predicted model, not a curated record. The coding region runs from base 158 to 1783 and encodes 541 amino acids. Gene Ontology annotation, biological process: signal transduction; intracellular protein transport.
CUUUACCUCAGCCGGCAGCUCUUUGGCCCACUCGGGUCCCGCGGUCGGAGGAGCGGGCGCGCGCGCGGGUGGUCGCGCGGCUGCUGAGAAGGACGAGCGCGCGCGGGGAGGGAGUGGAGGCGUAGGGGGGCGGGGAUACGGCUCGCUUGCUCGCAAGAUGGCGGACGAGGACGGGGAAGGGAUUCACCCCUCAGCCCCUCACAGGAACGGAGGUGGCGGCGGCGGUGGGGGGUCUGGGCUCCACUGCGCCGGGAACGGCGGCGGCGGAGGCGCCGGCCCGCGGGUCGUGCGCAUCGUCAAGUCCGAGUCCGGCUACGGCUUCAACGUGCGGGGCCAAGUGAGCGAGGGCGGGCAGCUGCGGAGCAUCAACGGGGAGCUGUACGCGCCGCUGCAGCAUGUGAGCGCGGUGCUGCCCGGGGGGGCGGCCGAUCGUGCCGGGGUGCGCAAGGGGGACCGCAUUCUGGAGGUGAACGGCGUGAAUGUUGAGGGGGCGACACACAAGCAGGUGGUGGACCUGAUCCGAGCAGGCGACAAGGAAUUGAUCUUGACAGUGUUAUCUGUGCCUCCUCAUGAGGCAGACAACCUAGAUCCCAGUGACGACUCGUUGGGACAAUCAUUUUAUGAUUACACAGAAAAGCAAGCAGUGCCCAUAUCGGUCCCCACAUACAAACAUGUGGAGCAGAAUGGUGAGAAGUUUGUGGUAUACAAUGUUUACAUGGCAGGGAGGCAGCUGUGUUCUAAGCGGUACCGGGAGUUUGCCAUCCUCCACCAGAACCUGAAGCGAGAGUUUGCCAACUUCACCUUUCCCCGACUCCCGGGGAAGUGGCCGUUCUCUUUAUCAGAGCAGCAGUUAGAUGCCCGGCGUCGGGGCUUGGAAGAGUAUUUAGAAAAAGUGUGCUCCAUACGAGUCAUUGGCGAGAGUGAUAUCAUGCAGGAGUUCCUGUCGGAGUCCGACGAGAACUACAAUGGUGUCUCUGACGUAGAACUGAGAGUAGCAUUACCAGAUGGAACAACAGUUACAGUCAGGGUUAAAAAGAACAGUACUACAGACCAAGUAUAUCAGGCUAUUGCAGCAAAAGUCGGCAUGGACAGUACGACGGUGAAUUACUUUGCCUUAUUUGAAGUGAUUAAUCAUUCCUUUGUACGUAAGCUGGCACCUAAUGAAUUUCCUCAUAAACUGUACGUCCAGAAUUACACAUCAGCUGUGCCCGGCACCUGCCUGACCAUUCGAAAGUGGCUUUUUACGACAGAAGAAGAAAUCCUCUUAAAUGACAAUGACCUUGCUGUUACCUACUUCUUUCAUCAGGCUGUCGAUGAUGUGAAGAAAGGUUACAUCAAAGCAGAAGAAAAGUCCUACCAAUUGCAGAAGCUGUAUGAACAAAGGAAAAUGGUCGUGUACCUCAACAUGCUAAGAACGUGUGAGGGCUACAAUGAAAUCCUCUUCCCCCACUGUGCCUGCGACUCCAGGAGGAAGGGGCACGUCAUCACAGCCAUCAGCAUCACGCACUUUAAACUGCACGCCUGCACUGAAGAUGGACAGCUGGAGAACCAGGUCAUAGCAUUUGAAUGGGACGAGAUGCAGCGAUGGGAUACAGAUGAGGAAGGAAUGGCCUUCUGCUUUGAAUAUGCCCGAGGAGAGAAGAAACCGCGAUGGGUUAAAAUCUUCACACCAUAUUUCAAUUACAUGCAUGAAUGCUUCGAGAGGGUGUUCUGUGAGCUCAAGUGGAGAAAAGAGAACAUUUUCCAGAUGGCGAGGUCACAGCAGAGGGACAUGGCCACCUAGCCUUUCCUUCUCCCCUUCCCUUCUCUUCACCUUCAUCCUCUUAUCCCUUUCGUCUCCCAUGCCAGACAGAGUAACCAUUAACACAAAGAGAAAAAGGAAAAAAGUCAUUAUAUUCAGAAGCCCUAAACUAAUUAAUAAUCCCUCCGAAUUUCGUGUCUCUGGAAUUGAGCUGGUAGAAAACAACAGGUUGGUCAGCACUAGGAGUCAGUGAGUUAAGACAGGAAAAGAAAUAAGCCCAACCAAGUCGCCAAAGGUCUCUGUGUCCUUUCACCCGGGCCUCACACCAACAGACUCUCCUUCCUUGUACUAUAUUUUUAAAACUGGAACUAUGAACUCCAUCCAUUUGCACUGUUCAGACAUAUAUAUAUAUGUAUGUAAAAAUUAUAUAUACACAAAUUAGCUGCACGUAUAUACAUAUAUAUAUUUCUUUUUAAAUUUCAUAUUGAUGGCAGUACCUUUUUUAGCUUGUGUUUUUACACACCUUUCACUAGAAUUCAUGACUUCUCUCUUGCUCUCUUUAUUUUGAAACAAACUUUAAAAAGGAAAAAAAAAUAUUUUACAGGGAAAAUACCUCUCCUCAUGAAGGACUCGAAAAGUUUACAACCUGCUUGGGUUUUUUUGCCCCUUUUUUGUAUUGAGUGAAGAUUCUGGCUCAUGGGUUACCACAGAGUCUGAGGAGCAAGGAGCAUAGUUUCUUUAUCUUCCAAGAGGCUGUUGGGGAGGAGAAAGAGGCGUGUUUCUGAAGGGCUGCAAGGCCGCGGGCUGCAGGCGCGUCUGAAGCUGUGGUGCGGCCUCCUGAUUCCGAGACAGUUUCCGGGUCAUCUGUCUCCCACUCGUGGCUUUCUAGCCGCGUUCCACAUCUUCCUGCUUCUCCGGGGCCUGGAUGCCUUCCCUCAGCCAGCCUGGAAUGUGGGGAGGAUAGGCCCAGGAGCUUGAUGCCACAGAAACCAGAAACACUUCAUGGUCGUCAUUUCCUAUUUCCCUGCCUUUUCUGACGCAGGGACAGUACUGGGGACCAGAGAGAGGUCAAGCUGAUAUGUUUAGGCACAGAUUGGACGUAGAGGGGAAGGGCAGGCAGAGAUGCCGUGUGCCUAAGGUUUUCCCCACGCAGUUCCUGACCACUCGCCACCCGUAACCGUCACACUCUUCGUGACUUCCUGAAACAGCUCUGUGGGGAGGCACCUGCCCGUAUCCCCAAGGCUUGGUUGGCUCAGGGUCUGUGCCAGCCCAGCCGUAGUCCCCCAGUCCAGCUAGGACCCAGGGAGGAGCAGGAGCGAUACAGUUGAUUUGGGCUGGGUCUCAGCUUUCAGUGAGAUCCAGUGAGGCCACGCGACUGAAGGGAAGACUUUGUCUGGUGAGAGCCCCUCGUCUGGCUUGCAGUCAGACCUUUGGAGACCGCUUUGGGGGCCGGGCUGACGUUCUCAGCCUCCUUUUCUUUUUCCUUCCCUACCUUCUAAACAAAACCUUCCGUAGGGUGGCAUCUCGUGCUUUGUCUGACUGGGAGGCACCCACAGUUGGUUGUAGUCAGCUCCACGGAGCGGUGCUGGGUGGGUGGUUGGAAGUCUCUUUUCUUUGUAACUUGUUUUUGCAGGUUAUCAUGAGGCCACUUUUCUUUCUGUCUCACUCUGUCACCCUGGCAGCCGUUGGCCCCAGGGGAGUGUAGGAUCAUAUAGGAUGUGUUGUCUUCUCUCCGCUUCUGCAAACCCAGGUGGAGUCAUGUGCAGUGUCAGAAUGCUGAAUGUUUCCAGUUGCAGACAAUGAGCCCUGAUUUGAAGGCUUUUACACAGGAUUAACUUCCUUUGGCCUAAAUGAGUUUAAUAAUGAGCCACAGGACCCUGGCAAGAAGAUAUGUUGAUUUCCCACUCCAAGCUGCUAAAGAAGCUUUUGCCACCACCUUUGAGGGGGGUAGGGGUGAACAGUGCAGGAGGCCACGCGACAGCCCAGAUGUUGCCCUCCGGAUCUGAGACCUCGUGGCAAGGCCCUUAGAGUGGAGUUCCUUCAAGAGUGUCCCUUUCUGCUGUAGAAUUCACUGGGUGCUUUGGAGAUUGGGUGAAUCUGUGGGAACAGCCCCUUCUUGAGGCUGGACCACUGACAAAGCCCCCAGCUGCAGAAGGAGGGGGCGUGGGGAGGCCUGGAGGCCCGUGGGCCUCCGCGUGGCUGGAGCUGAGGGCCAGGCUGCUGGCAUGGAGCGAUGCCCUGUGACACUCCUCCCCCCUGACCCGCACUUCCUGCCCUGCUCCUUCCUGUCUUGGUCCUGGCUUCUGCCCAGGGAGGCUUCUGUUGCAGUUUGUCUCUGGGAAACGGAAGGGCUCUCCUCCCCCCAGCUUUGCCCCAGCAGAGCCUGCAGAUCUUCCUGGUCUCUGCCGUGCCCCCCUCCACACUCAGUUUCUGUCCUCUGGGAAACGCUCCGAGUUUUUUAUGCAUCAGGAGAAAAUGCAGGUCCCUGCAGAAAGUUUCCCUCGGGCCAUACUUAGGGUCUCUGCUCUUUCUAGUUUUAUCCUGCUCUCCGGUUUUCUCCUCACCUGGCUCCGCACAGGUGUGUGCCCAGGGCAGCGCCUCCCUGGACAGAGCUCUCAGGGAGGCCUUAGAUGAGGGCUCAGCAGCCCCGUGCCUGGCCAGAUGGUUCCAUCCUUUAGUCACCCAGUAGCUCCGGGUCACUCCUGGAGCUCCAAAUCCAGUGCUUGGAGCCGCCAUACUGGGCACUGGCAGGAGGUGACACAUCUCUCAUCUCAGAAUUUGCCAACUGACGGCCAGGCUCUGAGGACACACUUUCCUUAAAGGGGACGGCAUCCUGGUUGGUCUGCAGUCUCUAGACCUGGCAGGACCGCGCGACCUCCCUCUUGCCGUCCAUCGUGCUCUGGCUGAACCGACUCAGCAGCAGAAACAAUUUGGUCUGUGGGACUCCAGCACGCUGCCUGGUUCCUUCACUAGAUUCGUGUCACAGUAACGUCCAUUUGAGGGGUACUUACUCAGAGACCAUGGAGGCAGUGGCUGGCCUCGGCGCCCCAGCUCUCUCUCAUCUGAACCUGAGCAUGUCGUGCGGGCCUGGCUCACACUCACACUACGACAUCAGCUCUGUCCAAGCGAUAAUCUCAGGAGCGUGGGAAGCCUAGGGCUCAGGGGUCGGCAUUGAAGGGGGGAGGGCUACGGGAACGCACUUGGCCAACAGCUGACCUUGGACUCGUUUUAUAUCCUGCCCCCUUUUUAAGCCAGUGAGCUGGGCUUCAGUUUUCCCCAGGCCAUGCACACUUUUAAUUUAUUUGAGAGAAACUCUAAUUGUAUUUUCACUGCAGUAUCUUGUAUUUUUUAUUUGUGAUUUAAGAAAUGUGAAGAGAAAAUACGCAGACACAUAAUGGCUAACAGUGUUUCUUUCAUUCCUUGUUCUAGAGCUAACCACUCUAAAAUUGUUUGGUAAUGUCACUUAGUGUAAUUAAUUGUAACAUAUUCUUUUAAAUAAAUUGAUUUAUUGAUGAAACUA